CACUAUGGACGGAGUACUAGCUUCCAUUAUCUAACUAACUAUCUCCAACGAAUCAAGCUAGUUGUGGACUUGUGGUCCGUAUAAAUGCCACUGCACUUUGCUGGUACACUUCACGGAUCCCCUAUAGCUAUAGUUAGCUACCAAGAGCAGCAGCACAGCAGCUAAGCUAGCACUAUCAUCGAUCUAUCUUGUUAAGUCCAGAUAGACUAGUUAGUAGCUGGGACGAUGGCAAGCGCUGGCGGCAAUGUUGGCGGUGCUCGAGCCUCUCUGGUUAUUCUGCCGGUGCUCGUGGCGUGGGCGUGCUUGAUCUUCGUCCCCGUCGCCGACGCGCAGCUCAAGGUCGGCUACUACAACUCCACCUGCCCUGGGGCCGAGGACCUCAUCAGCACCAUCGUCCUCGCCGCCGUCCGCAUGGACAGAGGCAACGGCCCCGGCCUUGUCCGCCUCUUCUUCCACGACUGCUUCGUCAGGGGCUGCGACGGCUCGGUGCUGCUUGACGACCCGACGGGCACCCCGGGCAACCAGACGGUGGAGAAGACGGCCCCGCCAAACUUCCCCAGCCUACGCGGCUUCGGCGUCAUCGACCGCGCCAAGCGCGUGGUGGAGCGCCGCUGCCCGGGCAUCGUCUCCUGCGCCGACAUCGUCGCCUUCGCCGCCCGCGACGCCUCCCGCAUCAUGGGCGGCAUCAACUUCGCCAUGCCCUCCGGCCGCCUCGACGGCCGCGUAUCCAACUCCUCCGAGGCGCUCGCCAACCUGCCGCCCUCCAGCUUCAACCUCACGCAGCUGAUCACCGCCUUCGCGGCCAAGAACCUCACUUCCGACGAGAUGGUCACGCUCUCGGGCGCCCACUCAUUCGGCCGCUCCCACUGCUCCUCCUUCUCGCAGCGCCUCUACCCGCAGAUCGACCCCACGCUCAACAUCACGCUCGCCAAGAGCCUCCGCGCCGGCAAGUGCCCCGCCGCCACGGGGGGACGCGACCGCGUCGUGCAGCUCGACGCCAAGACGCCGCUCAUGCUCGACAACCAGUACUACAAGAACAUCGGCACGCACGAGGUGCUCUUCACCUCCGACCAGACGCUGCUCGACCGGAACGACACGGCCACGCUCGUCGCGCAGUUCGCCGCCAACCGGAAGCUCUGGUCGCAGAAGUUCGCCGCCGCCAUGGUGAAGAUGGGAUACGCCGACGUGCUCACAGGACCGCCGGGCGAGAUCAGGAAGGUGUGCAGCAGAGUGAACUAGUGCUACAAAAGUGCCGGCCUUUCCGUCCAAACUGAGCCAUCUGCACAUGUGCACUCCGGUAACUGUACAUGCUAUACGUUUUGCGUUAGCUCCCACCGACGUGGCCCUUGCGUCGAUUGAUCAUUAAUUCAUGGAUGUAUCCUGUGACAUGUUGUAAGGGUAGGUCAGUAGUCACAUUGUUGGAAAUUCCAUUGAUUCAUUUUGUGGGGCUA
Messenger RNA from Lolium perenne, 1451 nucleotides. Its product is annotated as peroxidase 5. Gene Ontology annotation, biological process: response to oxidative stress; hydrogen peroxide catabolic process. Lineage: Eukaryota; Viridiplantae; Streptophyta; Magnoliopsida; Poales; Poaceae. The record is from RefSeq and is a predicted model, not a curated record. Gene Ontology annotation, molecular function: peroxidase activity; heme binding.